Messenger RNA from Staurois parvus, 397 nucleotides. NCBI's taxonomy places the organism in Eukaryota, Metazoa, Chordata, Amphibia, Anura, Ranidae. The record is from the annotation of a GenBank genome assembly.
AUGCCACCUGCCAGUGCCCAUCAGUGCCACAUAUCAAUGCCACAUAUCAGUGCCCAUCUGAUCUGCCUUUCAGUGUCACCCAUCAAUGCCAAUCAGUGCCACCUAUCAGUGCUGCCAAUCAGUGCCAGCUAUCAGUGCCAGCUAUCAGCCGCCUAUCAGUGCCAGUCAGUGCCGCCUAACAGUGCAGUCAGUGCCCCUAUCAGUGCCCAUCAGUGAUGCCUGUCAAUGCCCAUCAGUGCCACCUAUCAGUGCCCAUCACUACGGCCUCAUUAGCAUGUAUAAGUGCUGCCAACAUUGCUGCAGAGGUUGAAGGGGUGGGAGGGGGUCAGCCUGUCAGUCCUCAGACCAUACGCCGCACACUGCAUCAAAUUGGUCUGCAUGGCUGUCAUCCCAGAAG